GCUGUAACUAUGUUCCACAGAGUAACUCUCCGAUCAUUACUACUACUCGCGCUGUGUGCAGCGCUGGUGCAUGGCGAAGAGAAGCCAAUAGAAGAAACUAAUAGCUCGCUACCGCUGAAAAAAGCCGAGCGCUGCACCGUCGAUAAGUGCCAACUGCCAAAUUGUCGUUGCUCAGGAUUGCGCCUGCCAAGCGCAGAGUUCCAGGGACGCGAAAAGGAAAUACCGCAGCUCAUCACGAUCACAUUCGAUGAUGCGGUAAAUGUAAUCAACUACGAGCAGUAUCAGCAGCUCUUCGAAGGACUAGUCAAUCCUGAUAACUGCACGGCAAGCGGCACUUUCUACGUCUCACACGAGUACACGGAUUACACACUGGUGAAUGCGCUCUAUCAGCAGGGACAUGAGAUCGCUUUGCAUUCCAUAACACACGGUUCAGGUACAGAUUAUUGGCGCGAGGCGGAUGUUGAGCAAAUAAUGGCUGAAUUCGGUCAGCAAAUCGAAAUGUUGGAACAAUUUGCGAAAGUGAAUCGCAAGCAUAUACGUGGCAUGCGCUUACCUUUCCUACAGAUUGCGGGCAAUAACAGCUUCGAAGCUGCCAAGCGGUUGGAUCUGCUCUACGAUAGCUCAUGGCCGACGCAACGUUAUCGCAAUCCGGCUAUGUGGCCGUACACACUCGACUAUCGCUCGGUGCAGGAUUGCCAGAUUGGUCCAUGUCCACAAGCGUCGAUUCCAGGAUUUUGGGUAAACCCAAUGGUUUCAUGGGUGGAUACACAAGGCUACAGUUGUGCGAUGAUUGAUGCAUGUAUAUUUCCGCCGAAGGAUGAUGUAGACGCGUUGUUCCAGUGGAUGUUGGAGAACUUUAAGCGGCACUAUGAGGGUAAUCAUGCUCCGUUCGGCAUGUAUUUGCAUGCAGCCUGGUUCCAGCGAGGACGGCAUAAUUUUGAGGCAUUUAGGAAGUGA
Molecule: messenger RNA, 957 nt
Organism: Rhagoletis zephyria (snowberry fruit fly)
Lineage: Eukaryota; Metazoa; Arthropoda; Insecta; Diptera; Tephritidae
Biological process (GO): carbohydrate metabolic process
Molecular function (GO): hydrolase activity, acting on carbon-nitrogen (but not peptide) bonds
Source: RefSeq, a predicted model, not a curated record